Molecule: messenger RNA, 3574 nt
Organism: Opisthorchis viverrini
Lineage: Eukaryota; Metazoa; Platyhelminthes; Trematoda; Opisthorchiida; Opisthorchiidae
Exons: 12
Coding region: 7-2355 (782 amino acids)
Biological process (GO): protein phosphorylation
Molecular function (GO): ATP binding; protein kinase activity
Source: RefSeq, a predicted model, not a curated record
UUGACCAUGAAUUCGAAACCAGCACCUAUUAAAGUUUCGAAUGUCGACCCGGAAACAAUGUUCGACGUACAGGAACGUAUCGGUCGUGGCUCAUUCGGAGAGGUUUUCAAGGGUAUGAAUAAACGAACUAGAGAAGUGGUAGCCAUCAAACUGAUUUAUCUUGAGGCAGCCGAAGACGAAAUUGAAGAUAUUCAACAGGAGAUUCUUGUAUUAUCUCAAUGUAACAGCCCACAGAUAACAAAGUAUCACGGCUCCUACCUGAAGGACACUACUUUAUGGAUUAUUAUGGAGUAUCUAGGUGGAGGGUCUGCUUUGGACCUGAUGAAACCUGGUCCGAUACCAGAACUCUACAUCCCAACUAUCCUCCGUGAAAUUCUAAAAGGGCUGGAUUAUUUACACAGCCAGAAUAAAAUCCACCGUGACAUCAAAGCUGCCAACGUCUUGUUCUCCUACAACGGUGAUGUGAAACUAGCAGAUUUCGGAGUUGCCGGUCAACUGAACUCAAGCAUCACCAAACGGGGCUCCUUUGUUGGCACUCCAUUCUGGAUGGCUCCAGAACUUAUUCAACGAUGUGCCUACGACUUCAAAGUGGACGUCUGGUCUACUGGAAUCACUGCCAUCGAGUUGGCCAAGGGCGAACCACCCAACGCUGAUCUCCAUCCAAUCAGGGCGCUACUUUUCAUCCCACACAACCCUCCCCCUCAGCUAACCGGUGAUUUUAGCAAGCAGUUUCGGGACUUUGUCGAGUCCUGCUUGGUUAAAGUUCCAGAAAAUGAGGACAGUAAAAAAGCGAAAUCGUUCUGCUGUAACCCUCUUUCGAUGCCUAGCUGCCAUGCCACUCGAAGAGAGCACGAGGGCUCAAAUACUGCCAAGUUGCCCAAGCCUGAGCAGGAGAAGUCGGAAGGUAGAGGUCGGGCUCGAACCACGGACCUUCCAAGACCGACUGCACACGAACUGUUACGGCACCCGUUCAUCAAACGAGCCCGGAAGAACAAUGCCAUCUUGCAGGAGCUCAUUGAACGCUACCGACGGUGGCGCGAGUUGGGUAGUGAUGAAGAACCUGAUUCAGAUGAUGAUGGUCUCUCGGCCGAUGAUACAUCGAAGGGCGGGAAAACCCGGAAGCCACGUGACGGCGAGCUUCCAAACAACUCCGCAGACACGCUGAAAUGGGUAUUCGAUACCGUGCAGUCUGCACCUGCCGGUUUGCAUUCCGCGGUUGCAACCACCGCCUCUGUCACCACAUCCACAACGACCAGCGCUGCUCCUGUUGCAGCACAAUCACGUCGACCAAUCAUACAAGGAGAUUUACGGGAACGACGAAACAGUCCAGAUCAGAAAUCGUACGCCAAUCACUCGCAACAACCCGCUCCACCGCAACACGUCCCGGUGUCCCGUAGCUCCCCUCAGGCGAUCUCAAUCAUUUCCUCAAAGACUGCUGCCUCUCCUGGGAUUCCCAUCACACGCCCGGUGACCACCACUGCUGAAAUAGUUGUUACCUCAGAGUCCGGACUCCCGCCUCCUGUUCCUCCUCACAUCCAGUCAAACAAUAAUCCGCCCAGCACAACUGCUCCAGCUCCCCGUCCCCAAGUUAUCAUACAACAACAGCACCAACCACCUCCUCCAUCUCAGAUGAUUCGGAGAAUAUCCAUCGAGGACAUCACGCCCAAUCAACCUGUUCUCCGAAACGUUGCAGGCUCGAAUCCGUCACGAAUGGCGUUCAUUCAUGGCCGUAAGGUCGAUGACAUCGACUUAUCUGGUGAUGGGGUUGCUCAGCGAAGGAAGCACGAGGGCUGGGAUACCGCCAGGUUGCCUAAGCCUAGACAGGGCAAGUCGAGGGACGGAGGUUGGGCUCGAACCACGGAACUUCCGAUCAGUAAAUUCUCGCUCCAAUCACUGGUCCAUCUCGCCUCCACUAUGGUACUGGAUCAAUGUGAUCCCCUGAAAACGGCUCACUCGAUCGCCGUGGUCGAGGCAUAUCUAUCGCGACUUUCGAAAGUCCGUUAUCCGAUAAGCAAUAAUAACGUGACGCGUCCGAUCUCGAUGCGCUACGAAUCCGCUCACUCCCCCGAACCAACGGUAGCCCCCCUGCCCCUCGUUCGUUCCGCAUGCCUCCGUCUGCACAUCCUCCCACUUUUGGAGAACCUCCGGGGUGUCUACGAUCAAAUUCGCAGUGGUGCAGCCGAUUCUAUAGAUGAGCUCGUCUCCGCAUUCGAAACGGUCGACAGGAGUUCGCCGCAGUUCACUACACAAUUUGUUGUGGAGUUACUCGGCCGUGCACUGGACAGCAAUCCGCUAAUAUCGUCCAACGUCAAACGACGUGCACUCGAUCGCCUUCGAAUGGGACCCCCUGUGUAGAUUUGUUACUCUUACCCAUCUCUCCUGUUGCUUCCCGUUAGGUGUUUUGCCAAACUUUCGGGCGAAAUCAAUGCAACUGUACGUCCAAAGUUUGCAUACCCACUCGUCCAAUAACGGAGAACUAUACCAGGACUUUCGUGACUGGUGGCUGCGUGCAUCUCUGAUUAGGACAGAUGGCAACAGUUACUCUCCCAAGACAUUCCCUGUCCGGUCAACUAACUACAUCGUGACUCCUGGUUAGUUUGUCGUCCAUCCUAGCCCCCCCCCCAACUGCCCAAUCGUGUCUCUCACUCGCUAUCGACAUAAGGAGGCCAUGUGAAUGCAUUGUAUAGCUGCUCACAUUCUGUCCUUCCGCACAACGAUAUUUUCACCUGACAUUUUUCUACCUUUGAGCCUCGGCUCAACACAUUUUUCGGUCCAUUACUAUUUAUUUCCACAUUAACGAUGGCGUUCGGUGGCCAGAGGGCAAUGCCCCUAAAAUUUUGCAUUUUAUUUUUAAGCUUUUCUCACGAAUUCAAGUGCUCUAGUAUCCGGCUUUCUCAGUGUGAUCACCACUGUUGGUGCGGAUGUGUGUGUGUGUGCGUGCGGAGAACACGGUGGUUAAGGCAGAGAGGAUUGCACAGUAUUCUUUUCUAUGUACCCUGUAUUUUUGCAUUCUCCCCGCACCCGUGGCUUCCAAUCUGUGUUGGUGAUGUUGUGUUCCGAUUGCCCGCUUUGUCUACCUCUGUUUGUUCAUGAUUCGGAUCUCUUCCCCCCCCCCGCCCGUUUGUUCCACCGAAUGAACCAGUAAAACACAAAAAGCACGACCGUCUUUGAUUGACCAAACGCGCCUUUUCCCGACGUUCAUUCUCCGGCCACUUUGGAUUGUCUGUUGCUAUGAUGUUUUUUGCCUUUCCUAGUUGUGCUUGAUAAUUCUCCCUUCGUCGCCAGAUUUGUCGAUCACCACGGAUCACCCGUGGUUUCGGACAUGGUUCAUAAUUUCUCUUCUCUUUCUCUCCCUUUCCAUUUUUCUUCAUUACUUUUUGACAUCCGAAUUAGUCAACGUCACGCGUAUUUCACUUUUGGUGGACUAUCCUUGGAUACGGUCGAUGAUGAUAAUGUAUAACUGAUAGCUACUCACAUUUCGGCUCAGCAGCGAAACUCCACUGCGGAAUUUCGCGAUUCGAAUCCCCCGCCCCAGGAAUGGAGAGUGCUUUUGGACAAAAAUAGAACAUUCGAG